AUGGCUUUAAUAGACGGAGCUCAAACUAUGGCUGGCCCAGAAAAAAGCAAAGAAGCUGCAAAAAGUGAUCCUAUGUCUCCUACAGAUCUUGCCAAAUUCACUCGCCAAAUAUUAGAUGAUACGUUUUAUAACAUAAUUCAUGAUAUUGUGGCAAAGGUGCACAAGGAAGAAAAGGUUGCUCGUCAGCAGUCAGCAGUUGUCACUGCAAGACAGCUAGCCGAAGAAUCAACCAAGGUCAAAGACUCUGGCGAAGAGGCGAAUGGCGCUGCUGAUGCUGGCACAUCAGCCUCACACGAGCACAUAGUAAAAAGCAGAGGAGUUCGACUAGAGACCGACAGCGCCAUUUUCGACAGUGGAAAGGUUUACCUAAAGGGUAACCCCUUAGAAACAGUCAAGGAGAUAAUAUGUCCAAAUUGCCGUCUCCCCCGCCUGCUAUAUCCAGCAUACGGUGAAGGGUCACGCCCAGUGGAUGCAAGCCGAGAAUACUGUCGCAAACAACCCCCUGUUAACCUUCAUGGAAGGGACGUCCACGGCCACCAUUUCGCCGUAGAGAAAAUCACAAAGAAGAAGAAAACUCAGCCUGCAGCAGGCACGCCAGGCUCGAGUCCACCAUCUAUUCCCGAGACUCCUGGCCCCAACCCUCUUCUUCAGCCAAAACCAGACAAGGUUUAUGUUCCUACAACCAAAUGCCCCAACUGCCCACGGUACUUCCUUCUUACUAAGAGUGCCCAGCACCUUGACAGAUGUUUGGGUAUCUCAACCCGACAGAGCCGAAUUCGUACUCCCCUCGCCAACAGCGAAGCUGGUACACCUGGGCCAUCACAGCCUGCGAACGCACGAAAACGUGUACGUGAAGGCGAAGAAGAAGGUGCUGCCGGUCCAGUUAAGAAAAAGAAAGAUUUCGGCCUGGCAACGAAACUGAAGAGUCAAAAGCCUGCGGCACCUAGCAAACUGAAGAACGGAACUACUGCAGAUACGAUCUCAGUAGAAGCUUCAAAACCUCCUGCAAAUGGGAAAGCCGGGAAACAAAAAGCAUAA
Molecule: messenger RNA, 1038 nt
Organism: Trichophyton rubrum CBS 118892
Lineage: Eukaryota; Fungi; Ascomycota; Eurotiomycetes; Onygenales; Arthrodermataceae
Exons: 2
Coding region: 1-1038 (345 amino acids)
Source: RefSeq, a predicted model, not a curated record